AAUGACAAACUGUUAUGAUACAUUUGAAUUUAACUCUUUGUAGCAUCCUGAUGGUCAAGGUACAAACAUACAAACAUACAAGUGUUCUGUUCAACUUAUUUCAUUGAGUAAGCAUUAUACAACCACUCAGCAUUAAUCUCACUCUUGACCCAGGACUUUUACCUCCAGGUAAUUAAGACUGACUUAUUCAGCAGGCCAUUUAAUAUCUAUUCAGACACAAUGUGGCUUAUAUAAAACUUGUGAAAUCACCUUGUUGUAGUCAACAUGUGAUGCCGAAAAGCUGCUUAAUUAAACGAACCACAUCACUCCUCCCAGAGUAGAUCAAAUAAAUUGAGUAGCUGUGAAGUGAACCUCACUGUCCACUGCCUUCCACCAUGAUCGCUCUCAGAUUGUUUAAUUUGUUCUUCAUCACCUCAACACUGGAGGAUGAGUGUAAAGAAGACAGAGGGAUGAAAACUUACGAUAUCUCCCUUUACAAGCGUGGUGACCUUUUGGUGGUAUCCAGGACUCUUUUCAAACAUUUUGGAAUCUACUUAGGUGAAGGUCGCAUAGCUCAUUUUAUCCCAGACAUCCUACCAGUGUUCACUAAAGAAAAGUCCAUUGUUGCGAAGAUGGUGACCAACAAAAGACUCAUUUUUGGAGUUUUGGCCAAGGCAGCCAGUGUUCGUGUAGACUCUUUGGCUGAUUUUGCAUAUGGUGCUCAGAUUCAGGUCAAUAGUACAGAUAGUAUGGUCAGUGUACAGCCACUGAAUGGUGAGGAAGUGGCACAGCGGGCAGAGAAGCUGAUUGGAUCUUUCUCGUACAGCUUACUGUGGCACAACUGCGAACACUAUGUCAUGUUUUGCCGCUAUGGUGUUGCAUUUAGCUUCCAAACCUUCCAGUUCUGCAAAACUGUAAGGACAAUUCUCUUAAGCAGGAAGAUGGCCUUCCUGUCAGCUAUAAUCGGGGUCUUCAUCAUUUUAUAUCUAGGCGCUAUGACACCUUUCACCACCCUCCCCAUUGUCAUCAUCCCCUUUACCAUCUGGAUGGCAUCUUGAAGACACUCCGGGUGGAAUUUGUCCUUUAAUGUUUAAAGAGCCACAAAAGCAUCAAGGCAUUUACUCUGUCAACGACUGCCAUUCAGGCUACAAAAUA
Molecule: messenger RNA, 1134 nt
Organism: Megalobrama amblycephala (Wuchang bream)
Lineage: Eukaryota; Metazoa; Chordata; Actinopteri; Cypriniformes; Xenocyprididae
Product: lecithin retinol acyltransferase family protein
Exons: 2
Coding region: 375-1037 (220 amino acids)
Biological process (GO): retinol metabolic process
Molecular function (GO): phosphatidylcholine-retinol O-acyltransferase activity
Source: RefSeq, a predicted model, not a curated record